Messenger RNA from Rhizophagus irregularis DAOM 181602=DAOM 197198, 570 nucleotides. RefSeq lists its product as uncharacterized. NCBI's taxonomy places the organism in Eukaryota, Fungi, Glomeromycota, Glomeromycetes, Glomerales, Glomeraceae. The record is from RefSeq and is a predicted model, not a curated record.
UUUUAUUCCUUUAUUUUCCAUUAUCAUCACAUAUUUCUAUUAAUUCUGCUAUUGAUACUUUUACUACCACAUAAUAAUAAUACGAUAGUAAGGAAUAAUAAAGUACAAAAGUUAAUAGAAGAAUUGAAUAGUGAAAGAGAAAUAACGGAAGAUUAUCUUAGUAUGAGUGAAAGUGGGAACAAAUUAUCAUUAAGGCAGUUAUAUGUUAGAAUACAAGUAUAUAAAGGAAAAGUAAGAGAAGAUUAUUAUGAUAUAGGAGAAGAAUUCAAAGAAAGGUUAAAAGAAGGAUUACGUAAAUAUCCAAGAAGGAGUUAUAAGGUUGAAAAGGAUGUGAGAGAGAAAUUAUAUGAUGAGAUGUUAGGACAUAAGAGAAAAGGAAAAGAGAGAGAUAAUGUAAAAGAAAGUACAAGAAAUGCAGUAAAAAUUUAUGAGUUAUUCGGAGAAAUUGGGAAAGAUAAAAUGAUGAAAACAAUAUGGAAUUGUAGAACAAUAGAACGAUGUAAUAAACAGGAUAUGAUUGAAGUUGUAAAAUAUUUUAAAGAUUUAAACAACAAGGAACAAGGUUGUUAG